GUGGCUGAGGGGCACAAAGGACUCUGUGUCAUGGCCACUCUUAUGGGGAGAGACCCACCAUGGACGGUGCCUCCCUCUGGAACUUCUGGGUGAGGGCCAGGCCAGGCAGGGUACAGGAGGAGCCCAGAAGCCUUAGGAGGCUGAGGAGGGUGCGGCUUGGGCUCUGUCCCUUCUGAGGACAACGUCCAGUGGCCCCGGGCAUUACAGUGGCAGGUGUUGGCGCGGAAGAUGGCUGGCGGCGUGGACGGCCCCAUCGGGAUCCCUUUCCCGGACCAUAGCAGCGACAUCCUGAGCGGCCUGAACGAGCAGCGGACGCAGGGGUUGCUGUGCGACGUGGUGAUCCUGGUGGAGGGCCGCGAGUUCCCCACGCACCGCUCGGUGCUGGCCGCCGCCAGCCAGUACUUCAAGAAGCUAUUCACAUCGGGCGCUGUCGUGGACCAGCAGAACGUGUACGAGAUCGAUUUUGUGAGCGCCGAGGCGCUGACGGCGCUCAUGGACUUCGCCUACACGGCCACGCUCACGGUCAGCACGGCCAAUGUGGGCGACAUCCUGAGUGCAGCGCGGCUGCUGGAGAUCCCAGCCGUGAGCCACGUGUGCGCAGACCUGCUAGAGCGCCAGAUCCUGGCUGCCGAUGACGCUGGUGACACGGGCCAGCCUGACGGGGUGGGACCCACUGACCAGCGCAACCUGCUGCGUGCCAAGGAGUACCUGGAGUUCUUCCGCAGCAACCCCAUGAACAGCCUGCCCCCUGCUGCCUUUUCGUGGUCCAGUUUAGGGGGCCCUGACGAUGACCUGGAUGCCACCAAGGAUGCUGUGGCUGCCGCUGUGGCCGCCGCGGCUGCGGGCGACUGCAAUGGCUUGGACUUCUACGGCCCGGGGCCCCCGGCCGAGCGUCCCCCCACAGUUGAUGGGGAUGAGGGUGACAGCACCUCAGGGCUGUGGCCCGAGCGGGACGAGGACACCCAGGCCGGAGGGCUCUUCCCACCGCCUGCCGCCCCACCGGCCGCCACACAGAAUGGCCACUAUGGCCGUGCAGGGCCUGGGGAAGAGGAGGCGACAUCACUGUCAGAGGCAGCCCCUGAGCCUGGUGACUCCCCGGGCUUCCUGUCAGGCGCAGCUGAGGGCGAGGACGGUGACACGGCCGACGUGGAUGGGCUGGCAGCCAGCACGCUGCUGCAGCAGAUGAUGUCGUCGGUGAGCCGGGCAGGGGACAGCGACGAGGAGUCCCGUGCGGACGACAAGGGUGUCAUGGACUACUAUCUGAAGUACUUUAGCAGUGCUCAUGAGGGUGACGUGUACCCAGCUUGGUCACAGAAGGGAGAGAAGAAGAUCCGGGCCAAGGCCUUCCAGAAGUGUCCCAUCUGCGAGAAGGUGAUCCAGGGCGCAGGCAAGUUGCCCCGCCACAUACGCACACACACAGGAGAGAAGCCCUACGAGUGCAACAUCUGCAAGGUUCGCUUCACCAGGCAGGACAAGCUGAAGGUGCACAUGAGGAAGCACACGGGGGAGAAGCCGUACCUGUGUCAGCAGUGUGGUGCGGCCUUCGCGCACAACUACGACCUGAAGAACCACAUGCGUGUGCACACGGGGCUGCGGCCGUACCAGUGCGACAGCUGCUGCAAGACCUUCGUGCGCUCCGAUCACCUGCACAGACACCUCAAGAAGGGACAUGGUCCCACCCGCUCCCACGCCCUCGCCCCGUCCGCGUGGGGUCCCACCCCGGAGGUCCCCCGCCUGCUCCUGGCUAAGCUGACCUUCCUUGAGGGUGCUCCAGCGGACCUCCUGGGUGGGCGGCCAGGGAGUGCUGCUGCCGUGACAGGCACAACAGCAGCCUUGCGGUACAGGCGGACCCCAGGCUGGCUGUUCAGGGACUCCUGGAUAUCCACAGUGCAAGUAGCAGGGAUUGAUGGCCCCUACCACGGUGCUGUCCCCAUCUGGGCUCCAUUGACCUUAUCAGGCCUAGGGGGCCGGAAACCUCAGCUGGCUGUGGACAACUUCCUGUCCGUAGGAGGAAGACUCACUCACACUGAGGUUGUCAGUAUCCAGAUGGCACUGUGUCCUCGAGCGGCCCACCCGCUCAUCCACAUGGGUCCCUCUGAGCACAAUGCCCUCACACUGCCUGCACUCUGCGGGUCUGUCUGA
Cricetulus griseus (Chinese hamster) is the source of this 2142-nucleotide messenger RNA. Lineage: Eukaryota; Metazoa; Chordata; Mammalia; Rodentia; Cricetidae. The record is from RefSeq and is a predicted model, not a curated record.